UGCGUGAAUAUUUAUUUCUAUAUCAUUAUCCCAAAUGGAUCGACUUCUACGCGAAUAUAUUAUUAUUAUAGGAACACGAAGAUGCAUCUAUUUAUUACUUAAUCAUUUGUUGUUUUUUGUUCGUAAAAGAAUAUCGGAAAGCCUAGUAAAGACCCUUAGACCGGAUUCCGUCGCAGAUGUGUGCUCUCGCCUUGUCCCCGGCGACAAUCGCCGCCGUUCGCCCUCCGUCAUCUCGUGACUUUCUCUCCGCCUCCGGACCGGUGGUGCUCAGGUCCUCUGUCUUCGCUCCCUUUUCGCUGUCUGGUUCUCGCGGUCCAGGCAAAUGCGCGUCUCCGAUCUCGACCUCGAGGAGAUCAUUGAGGAUUCGAUGCGAUGUAGCGGUAAAAUCUGAGGCUUCCGUUGAUGCAGGACUCGAUCCUUCUUCGUCUGAGGCCGAGGAGAAGUCGAAGGUUGGGGCUAGGGUUAGGGUGAGCGUGCCGUUGAAGGUGUACCAUGUGGUUCGCGUGCCGGAGGUGGAUUUGACGGGUAUGGAAGGUGUGAUCAAGAAUUAUGUUGCUGUCUGGAAGGGGAAGCGAAUAUCCGCGAAUCUGCCUUACAAGGUAGAGUUUGUGAAGGAGAUCGAGGGACGUGGUCCUGUCAAAUUCUUCGCGCAUCUCAAGGAAGACGAGUUCGAGUUCAUCGAUCAGUGAUUAAUAAGGCAAUUUUCCCUAUCCCCUUCUGUCUCACACUGAUAUCCGUGAAUGCGAAUUCGUUGUUGUGAAUGAUUGUAUUGACUAUGUAUACCUUCAGAAUAAAACAUAUGUUUUGCCCGAAAUUAGGAGUGCUUUGCUCUCUGCUAUUCUUGAUUUCUCAUUCUCAGCUAAAUGAUUACUCUCGUGGAUGGGGGGCAAUAAAGGUUGUAUCUUGAUGA
Tarenaya hassleriana is the source of this 910-nucleotide messenger RNA. Its product is annotated as ferredoxin-thioredoxin reductase, variable chain. Bases 177 to 689 code for a protein of 170 amino acids. The record is from RefSeq and is a predicted model, not a curated record. Gene Ontology annotation, biological process: photosynthesis. The transcript has a single exon. Lineage: Eukaryota; Viridiplantae; Streptophyta; Magnoliopsida; Brassicales; Cleomaceae.